AUGGGGACGAAGAAACAUCGGCGGUCCAGGUCUCUGUCUGGCUCUAGGGAAAGAAAUAAGAGUAGGGUAUUCAGAUCACGAUCUCCGGAGGACAGACACGAAAGAAACCGACAUGUAGAAAGUUCUCGAAGAAGAGCUCGGUCAGAGAGCAGCGGGUCGAGAAGCAGUGGCGCUUCCAGAGAGCGAAGACAGAGAGCAGCUGCCCGCUCGAGCGAUUCCGACAGCGACAACCGGCGGAGGAGACCCCGCUCUCGUGGAGGAUCUAGAGACAGAGACAACUCACCGUUUGAUGACCAUGGUAAAAAGAAACACAAGAAGAAGAGUGAAAGGAAGGAGAAACGAGAGCACAAGCAGAGCAGAAGUUCGUCUCGUUCCAGCACACGCUCCAGCGCAGAGAGACGGCGCGUGAGGGACGGAGACAGCAGCGACAGAGACAGGAGGAGGAGACGGAGGAGCGCUGAGCGCAGGAGCCCCAGCAGAGAGAAACGGCGGGAGCGAGAUGAUGAGGGGAGGAGAAGCAGAGGGAGGGAAAAGAGGAGCGAGGACAGGGACUGGAACAGGAGGAGGAACGAUCGUGAUGACAGCAGGGAGAGACAUCAGAAAAGGAGGUCACGCUCGGGUUCGUCGGUGUCCUCCGCGUCCUCUGUUUCUGAGCAGGGUGACAAAAAAGAAGGACCAGUUGCUCUGUCGGUCAAGGAGGAGCAGAAGAAACAGAAGGAGCUGAUGAAGGCUUUGGAGACUCCAGAAGAGAAGAGAGCUCGUCGGCUGGCUAAGAAAGAGGCAAAAGAGAGGAAGAAGCGUGAGAAAAUGGGCUGGAGUGAAGAGUACAUGGGAUACACUAAUGCAGAUAACCCGUUUGGAGAUAAUAACCUUUUGGGCACCUUCAAAUGGCAGAAGGCUCUUGAGUUGAAGGGAAUAGGGCACUUGGGUGAAAAAGAGCUGAAGGAGAGAAACAAGCUUAUCCAGGAGGAGAAUCGCAGGGAGCUGCAGAAGGUGAAGCAGUUACGUCUGGAGCGAGAACGGGAGAAGGCCAUGCGUGAGCAGGAGUUGGAGAUGCUGCAGAGAGAGAAGGAAUCUGAGCAUUUUAAAACCUGGGCAGAGCAAGAGGACAACUUUCAUCUGCAUCAGGCCAAGCUCAGGUCUAAGAUCCGCAUCCGAGAUGGCCGAGCCAAGCCCAUUGACCUGCUGGCCAAAUACAUCAGCGCUGAGGAUGAUGACUUGUCUGUAGAGAUGCAUGAACCGUACACCUUCCUGAACGGACUCACCGUCACAGACAUGGACGACUUGCUGGAGGACAUCAAGGUGUAUAUGGAGUUGGAGCAGGGGAAGAAUGUGGAUUUUUGGAGAGACAUGACCACUAUCACAGAAGAUGAGAUCAGUAAACUGCGCAAACUCGAAGCUUCAGGGAAAGGGCCAGGUGACCGUCGUGAGGGUAUCAACACUUCGGUGAGUACAGAUGUGCAGUCUGUGUUCAAAGGUAAGACGUACAGCCAGUUGCAGGCGCUGCACAUGAACAUAGAGAGUAAGAUCCAGGCCGGCGGCUCGAACCUGGACAUCGGUUACUGGGAGAGCCUGCUGCAGCAGGUGCGAGUCUACAUGGCACGGGCAAGACUGAGGGAGAGGCAUCAGGAAGUCCUCAGGCAGAAACUCUAUAAGCUGAAGCAGGAGCAGGGGGUGGAAAGCGAACCACUCUUCCCCAUUAUCAAAGAGGAACCCGAGGCUGAGAAUCCAGUUACAAAUGAGGAGCCUUCUAGAUCGUCUCCCUCAAAGGCUGCGGCCGAGUCGCCUGAGGAGGCGGAGGAGAGAACAGAGCAGGAGAAAGAGAGUGGAGACGAGAGGCCAGGGCCGAGCUCCAGAGCAUCUGCGGAGAAGGAGGGAGGCGAGGGAGGAGGAGAAGGGGGCGAUGAGGAGGGAGAGAAAAGCGGAGGAGUGGAGGCUGUGCUGACCGAGGAGGAUCUGAUCCAGCAGAGCCAGGCCGAGUACGACUCGGGCCGUUACAGUCCUGCGCUCCUGCAGCCCUCCGAGCUCCCGCUCGACACGCACGUUGUGGAUGCUGAGGAAGACCUCCAACGCCUGCAACUCGCCCGCAGACAGCUGCAGGUCACGGGCGACGCCAGCGAGAGUGCAGAAGACGCGUUUGUGCGACGUGCAAAAGAGGGCAUGGGGGGUGACGAGGCCCAGUUCAGCGUAGAGAUGCCCCUGACUGGGAAAAUGUACAUGUGGGCUGACAAGUACCGGCCACGCAAACCUCGCUUCUUCAAUCGCGUGCACACAGGCUUCGAGUGGAACAAGUACAACCAGACGCACUACGACUUCGACAACCCGCCACCCAAAAUCGUCCAGGGUUACAAGUUCAACAUCUUCUACCCGGACCUGAUCGACAAGCGCUCCACGCCGCAGUACUUCCUCGAGCCGAGCCCCGACAACAAGGACUUUGGCAUCCUGCGUUUUCAUGCCGGGCCGCCCUACGAGGACAUCGCGUUCAAGAUCGUCAACCGCGAAUGGGAGUACUCGCAUCGACACGGCUUCCGCUGCCAGUUCGCCAAUGGCAUCUUCCAGCUGUGGUUUCAUUUCAAGCGCUAUCGCUACAGGAGAUGAGGGGCUGACGCUCAAGUUUGAAGACAUCUGGACAAAUGGUUACAUGAUGAAUCUUCCUAUGUGAAUUCUACUUAUGUUAAAUCUACUUUCACCUUGUAGUGCAGCAUUUUCAGAAUAUUGUUCUGUAUGAAAUGAAUGUAAAACCGUGAUGUUGCGUAAAUAAAAAUUAUCUUUACACCAGGCCUCGUGAGAAUAAGAGUAAUUUGAAAGAAACGGGUGAACGUAUGAGAACAUCGGCCCCUGUACUGAAAGUGAUGGAAAAGCAAAUUCUGUAUAUUUUUUUGGUAUUUGAUCGAUUAUUCUCAAAUGAUCAUAUUCCAGUGUUUGUCUUUCUAUGAUUUUGCAACAAUAAAAAUCUUUUCUUAA
This is a messenger RNA of Ictalurus furcatus (blue catfish), 2964 nucleotides long. It is a transcript of the gene cactin, whose product is annotated as cactin. The coding region runs from base 1 to 2598 and encodes 865 amino acids. Gene Ontology annotation, biological process: mRNA cis splicing, via spliceosome; negative regulation of innate immune response. Gene Ontology annotation, molecular function: protein binding. Gene Ontology annotation, cellular component: cytoplasm; spliceosomal complex. The record is from RefSeq and is a predicted model, not a curated record. The transcript is spliced from 10 exons. Lineage: Eukaryota; Metazoa; Chordata; Actinopteri; Siluriformes; Ictaluridae.